AACUUCUUUUGGCGUGGAGGAGUCCCUAGAAGCCGGCCAAGCCCAGCAGCUUAAGCGUAGUCGCUGAAGUGUCCCGCCAGUUGUUAGCUGUAGGGAGGAGCUGCGGGCAUCGCCAGGUUCCUUCCGUGCUGCGGAAGGCCCGGCCUGUGGUCGCGCGCGUCCUCGUGCCCAGGACGGGGUCCCGCUGAGCUGCCUGACCUUGUGGCUCUCGAGGCCCCGCCAGAUGGAAGUCUUUCGGACCGUCGGGGGGUGCCAGGCCUCUGUGCUCCUGGGAGCCUGUUGCUAAAACUUCAGAGGCUCUCUGUACCUUCUUCCUUGGAAUUUGAAUUCUGUGCGUGGGGAUUUGCCCCUGAAAUUUGCUCCCUGGGAUAAAAAGUUUGACCGUGGGUGUGCUGGCGUCAGGCAAAGGGAACCCACUGUCCACCAGAGUGCCUUGUAGUUGGGCUUGUGGUCACAGACGUGGGUUUGUGUCCUACCCGUCCUGACUGUGAAGCAGUGCAAUAGUGAGCACGUCCAUCAUCUGACCUCUGUAAGCCUGCGCACGUAAUCUGCACGACGGAGAUGUCUGCUGCACAGACGGAAGGACAGCGCGUCGUGUGCGCGAGGGGGUGCCGUGAAUUGUAAAUAACGCACUGCCAGGAACUCCGGGGCAGCCCAGCUGAGGCACUGACAAGCGUCAGGAAUGAGCAGGAACACCCGCGCCUGUCAAGAAAGAGGCCUGUGUCCAGAUUCCCUUUGAUCACUCUCUGGUCCGGGGAAAGCCAUGCAUAGUCAUUGAGGCCAGUUAAAAACAAGGAAUGAAAAUUGGUGCCUAGAAGCAGAUUUUAAAGGCGGUUUCUCUCACAUCUUUUUCAUAUCACCUGAUAAGCUUCUUGAUAUAUUAUGGCAGCAGCAGCAGUAAAAUGGGCGAUAUCAAAGAGAGCUUUCUUGAAGCAUUUAUUUCCAAUCCAAAAUGGAGCUUUAUCUCAUGUUUGCUGUAAAUCUACAUCUUCUUCUCUUCCAGAUGACUAUAAUUGCAAAGUAGAGCUUGCUUUGACAUCUGAUGGCAGGACAAUAGUAUGCUACCACCCUUCUGUGGACAUUCCAUAUGAACACACAAGACCUAUCCCUCGACCAGAUCCUGUCCAUAAUAUUGAAGAAACACAUGAUCAAAUACUGAAGACCAGAUUAGAAGAGAAUGAAUGCCUUGAGCAAGGACCCAUGAUAGAACAACUUAGCAAAAUGUUCUUUACGACCAAGCAUCGUUGGUACCCUCGUGGACAGUAUCACAGACGUCGUAUGAAACCGAACCCUCCAAAAGACAGAUGAUUUGACAUUCUUGGGAGAAUCAUCCUGUGUCGCGUCUGCCAUUGGGGAAAAUACAGCAGUACUGUGUGGUAAUAGUAAAAUAAUAAAAUGUCUUUUUACAUAUUAAA
Molecule: messenger RNA, 1415 nt
Organism: Chinchilla lanigera (long-tailed chinchilla)
Lineage: Eukaryota; Metazoa; Chordata; Mammalia; Rodentia; Chinchillidae
Gene: Mrpl42
Product: mitochondrial ribosomal protein L42
Exons: 6
Coding region: 883-1308 (141 amino acids)
Cellular component (GO): mitochondrial large ribosomal subunit
Source: RefSeq, a predicted model, not a curated record